GUGAUUGGUUGAUCUCGGCGGCUGGAUGGGGCAGGCGUUCCGCAAACUGUUCGAUGCCUUCUUCGGCAACAGCGAGAUGAGGGUCGUGAUGCUUGGGCUGGAUGCAGCCGGCAAGACCACCAUCCUGUACAAGCUGCACAUCGGGGAGGUCCUCUCGACUGUUCCUACAAUCGGGUUCAAUGUUGAGAAAGUUCAGUACAAGAACGUGAUGUUUACAGUGUGGGAUGUUGGUGGCCAAGAAAAGCUGAGGCCCUUGUGGAGACAUUAUUUCAAUAACACAGAUGGCUUGAUCUACGUGGUUGAUUCAUUGGAUAGAGAGAGGAUUGGAAAAGCCAAAGCGGAGUUUCAGACGAUAAUUAAUGAUCCGUUCAUGCUUAACAGUGUCAUAUUGGUGUUUGCCAAUAAACAAGAUAUGAAAGGGGCCAUGACACCAGUGGAGGUAUGCGAAGGCCUUGGCCUUUAUGAUUUGAAGAACCGCAUAUGGCACAUCCAAGGUUCCUGUGCUCUCAAAGGUGAUGGACUUUAUGAGGGUUUGGACUGGCUGUCAAGUACCCUGAAGGAACUCCAACCAUUUGGUCGCCUACCCUCAGGAGGGACCUAACUAUUCUAAAUAGCAGUUCUGCUUACAAGACCCUUGUCGUCACACUAAAAAUCUUGGAUCAAAGACAAUUGUCAAAAAGAAAAGGAUAAUGGUGGGAAAGACCUUAUAACCAUAAUACAUGGCAUUUUCCAGGCGAUAUACUUAGGUGCUGAUUCUGCUGAAGAAAAGAGCAUGCCUGGGUCUGACUACAUCAAAUUUUUCCAAUACAAAUUUGUCUUGGGAAGUGUUGAUUCUCUAAUUGGUGACAUAUUCAUGUAAAUUUCCUUGCGAGUUCAGACAAGCUAACCAUGUUCACAUAUGGGUGGAACAUAAUAUUUUCUCUAGAUGAGAAACGUGAUGUUAUUGAUGUAAAUUUCCUGUUAGAUAUUUUUUGCAAAUAAAACUAUCGUGUCAGUCCGCAA
Molecule: messenger RNA, 1002 nt
Organism: Lolium rigidum
Lineage: Eukaryota; Viridiplantae; Streptophyta; Magnoliopsida; Poales; Poaceae
Product: ADP-ribosylation factor-like
Exons: 6
Coding region: 26-601 (191 amino acids)
Biological process (GO): vesicle-mediated transport; intracellular protein transport
Cellular component (GO): cytoplasm
Molecular function (GO): GTPase activity; GTP binding
Source: RefSeq, a predicted model, not a curated record